CGUGGGGGCCUGCAGAUCAGGGUGGCAGAGUCUCCCUGUCUUGCAGACACGUUCGCUGGCUGCUGACCAAACCUCCAGUCCAUGACUGGGCAGAAAAACAAGAUGGGAAGAGACCGUUCUGCCAAACGCCCUUGACCUCGCAUGGAAGAAGGCUAGAUUGAGAGGCAGGUCGUGAUGACAACCUUGGACGACAAACUUCUGGGGGAGAAGCUGCAGUACUACUACAGCAGCAGCGAGGAUGAGGACAGCGACAAGGAGGAAGAGGGCACCGAGGAGAAGACCAUCCGGAAUCCGGACGUGCUGGACGCGGACCUCGAGUACAGCCAAGACGGCAGUGCUGUGAACACCGGGCCCAAGGGCGUCAUCAACGACUGGCGCAAGUACAAGCAGCUGGAGAACGAGCAGCGGCAGGAGCAGCGGCGCGAGAUGGAGAGGCUGAUCAAGAAGCUGUCCUUGACCUGCCGCUCGCAGCUGGAUGAGGGGAGUGACCAGGAGAAGCAGAAGGAGCUGCAAGAGAAGAUCAACGGCAAGAUGACCCUUCAGGAGUACAACAUGCUUCAGGAGCAAGGCGACGAUGAAGACUUCCUUCAGCAGUACAGGAAGCAGAGGAUGGAAGAGAUGAGGAGGCAGCUGUACACGGGCAAGCGCUUCGAGAGCGUCUUCGAGCUCGCCAGCGCCGAGGAGUUCUUGGAAACGGUGGAUAAGGAGGAGAAGAGCACGCUGGUGAUGAUCCACAUCUACGAAGAGGACCUCCCGGCCUGCGAGGCCAUGACGGGGAGCAUGAUCUGCCUGGCUGCCGAGUACCCCCUCGUCAAGUUCUGCCGGGUGAAGAGUUCCGUCAUCGGGGCCAGCGCCAGGUUCACCAGGAACGCUCUGCCCGCGCUCCUGGUCUACAAGGCCGGGGAUCUGAUCGGCAACUUUGUGCGGAUCACGGACCAGCUGGGCGAAGACUUCUUCGCGGUGGACGUGGAGGCGUUCCUGCAGGAGUACAGCCUCCUGCCGGAUAAGCACGCCAUCAUCCCGACGUCCAUCCGUAACGCGGCCGUUACGUGUCGCGGAGGCAGCGACGAGGACAGCGAUCUGGAAAUCGAUUAGUUCCUGCAGAGGAUGAAACUUUUUUUUUUUACAGAGAAAAAAAAAACAGCGUAGUUUUCCUGCACAGCGUAGUCUCAUUUAGGAUUCUGUUACUUCUACUUGUGUAAAGCCGAAACUCUUCUUGAGUAUUUCCCGGAUCUUUGACCUGUUUGUUUGCUUUCCCUUAUUUCUAUACAGGUUUUUGUUUGAAAGCUGCUUUGAAUACUGUAAAAUGUUUAUUCUACACUUCCUCCUGAAAAUACUUCACACUGCUGUAUCACUUUGGAAUAAGUGCUGGUUGUUAAUGCUGCUAUACUUUGUUAAAUUAUUUUCUUUGUAGAUUAUAGAAUCAAAUCUUUUUUUUGCUUUUAAUUUAAUCUCACUGGCAUUGCCAACAAAAGUGACUGCCACUUCUGCAUUUGAUGCACCUAUUUGGUUUAUUUUGCCACAGUUAAAUUUGAGAUCAUUUACAACUGGUUCUUUAAAACAAUGUUUUGAAAUUCAACUUAUUAUAUAUACAGAGAAUUCAAAAAAAAUCCUAUCUUUUUUUAAUUUGUCAGAAUUUUAGAUCUCGGCCAUUUCUUUUUCUUGUAUAGUUCCUACACAACUUCUGAGUUUGAGUAAAAGGCUAGCAGACUGCCUUGUGUUUAAUUCAUGGUUGGAUGUGUUCAAAGGAAUACCAAUGAAAGAUUUUCAGAAGAGACUGUAUUCUGGACUUAUAACAAGCUCAUUUAUAGUGUGGCUUCAUUUGCGGGUUAGUGGGUAUAUUAUUAUUAAGGACUGCACCACAAUGUUGAAAUUCCAUUUUCUUUUCUCUUUCAUGAAGAAGAUGAUUGUUUUUAUAUUUAUGGUGGAUGAAAUAUUUCAGAUUCAGCCACAGCCUUCAUCCUUCAACAGUUGAUGGGAAAGAAUUCCGAACACAAAGAGCCAAAAUGGCAAAGAGUGAAAACAUUCACCGUGGAAAUUGUACCGUUGUGUUUGACUCAAGUUGCUUUAGCCAGUAUAUGUAAAUAUGCUGGAAAGUAUUUGUUGAAAAGAAUGAAAAAUAUUUGUUUUGUUGGGUUGUUCUAGAUAAGGUUCUGCGUACGUACUGCUUUUGAAAAGUAGCACUUAUUGUUUAUAAUAGCUCUAAACCUUUAGUGUAGAUGAAAUUCUUAGAUUUUUGUGUGAGCAUGUGGAAUAAAUGAGCAUCUAGAUGAAAAGAAAACCUCAUAGUUAGUAGCUAUAGCUAAGAAAGCUGUCAAACAUUCUGAAAUGAUUUUUUUCUUAGUUUUUUUUUAACCUUUUUGUAUAUUGAACUGAUCCAAGAUCCUGGAAACUAGCUGUAAAUAAAAAAGUUGAUCAAGCCUG
Molecule: messenger RNA, 2424 nt
Organism: Lepisosteus oculatus (spotted gar)
Lineage: Eukaryota; Metazoa; Chordata; Actinopteri; Semionotiformes; Lepisosteidae
Gene: pdcl
Product: phosducin-like
Biological process (GO): regulation of G protein-coupled receptor signaling pathway; heterotrimeric G-protein complex assembly
Cellular component (GO): cytoplasm
Source: RefSeq, a predicted model, not a curated record